This is a messenger RNA of Trematomus bernacchii (emerald rockcod), 2586 nucleotides long. RefSeq names its product oxytocin receptor (gene oxtra). The record is from RefSeq and is a predicted model, not a curated record. NCBI's taxonomy places the organism in Eukaryota, Metazoa, Chordata, Actinopteri, Perciformes, Nototheniidae. The coding region runs from base 245 to 1414 and encodes 389 amino acids. The transcript is spliced from 2 exons. Gene Ontology annotation, biological process: female pregnancy; G protein-coupled receptor signaling pathway; regulation of systemic arterial blood pressure by vasopressin. Gene Ontology annotation, molecular function: peptide binding; oxytocin receptor activity; vasopressin receptor activity. Gene Ontology annotation, cellular component: membrane.
GUUACUUUUCUUUUGCCAGAGUGUGUGGAAUAUUUCAGUCUUCAGUUUCUAGAAAGGAUGGGAGAUUGAUUUACAAAUCCUUGGUAAUCCUUGAUGAAUAUGUGUUAAGACUCAUCAAACCUCACCCUGCGUUUUAACACCUGAGGACGCAAGGAACACUUUUCUACUUAGACCCCAAGUGACUGUUUAAGUUAUUGCAUGAGUGCAAACCCCUGACGCAUCUACAGAGGACAAGACUGCUACAAUGGAGAGUAUUUCAAAUGAAAGUGACUUUUGGCAAGUUAACGAUUCCUGGAGGAACUCAAGUAUCGUUAACGGGACCGGUUUGUUGAAUAAGACGAACCCUCUGAAGCGGAAUGAAGAGGUGGCGAAGGUGGAGGUGACUGUGCUCGCCCUGGUGCUGUUUCUGGCGCUGGCGGGGAACCUGUGCGUCCUGCUGGCCAUCCACACUACCAAACACAGCCAGUCCCGCAUGUAUUACUUCAUGAAGCACCUGAGCAUCGCCGAUCUAGUUGUGGCGAUAUUUCAAGUUCUCCCUCAACUUAUCUGGGACAUUACAUUUCGGUUCUAUGGACCGGACGUUUUGUGCAGGUUAGUGAAAUACCUACAGGUCGUUGGGAUGUUCGCGUCCACUUACAUGUUAGUUUUGAUGUCCGUAGACAGGUGUUUGGCAAUUUGCCAGCCUCUCCGUUCUUUGCACAGGAGAAAAGACCGUUUUUAUGUCAUUGUUUCCUGGGUCAUAAGCUUGAUCUUCAGUAUCCCGCAGAUGUUCAUUUUCUCCCUGAUCGAGGUUGGCUCGGCUGGAUCCGGAGUGUAUGACUGCUGGGGCGACUUCGUAAAGCCUUGGGGUGCCAAAGCUUACAUCACAUGGAUCAGCCUCACCAUAUAUAUCAUCCCGGUGGCAAUACUGAGCAUUUGCUACGGGUUAAUAAGCUUCAAAAUAUGGCAAAACUUUAAACUGAAAACCAGGCGCGAGCAGUGUAUAAGCCUGACGCCCAAAGCCUCCAAAUGCAACACACUGGCCCGCGUGAGCAGCGUUAAGCUCAUCUCCAAGGCGAAGAUAACCACCGUGAAAAUGACUUUUGUGAUCGUUUUGGCUUAUAUCGUCUGCUGGACACCCUUUUUCUCUGUUCAGAUGUGGUCUGCGUGGGAUCCAGCUGCGCCCCGUGAGGCCAUGCCCUUCAUCAUCUCCAUGCUUCUGGCCAGCCUCAACAGCUGCUGUAACCCCUGGAUCUACAUGUGCUUCGCCGGGCAUCUGUUCCAGGAUCUCAGGCAGAACUUCCUGUGCUGUUCCACACGCUACCUCAAGUCCUCCCAGCGUGACUUUGACUGCAGUCACAAGAGCAACUCCUCCACCUUUGUCAUUAAAAGCACCAGCAGCCAGAGGAGCAUCACACAGACAUCCUCCACAUAAGCCCGUUUUCCCUUCUCUCUCUAGCCUUCCUCUCAAACACCUGCGUCAUAUCUAGCAGUUCAACUCCUUCAGAUACACCUCGCAAGUUCAAGCCCUGAAGGAAAAAACAAACGAAAAAGAUCUUAAUCGUUUUAUUAACAGUACUUCAGAAGUGGAAUUGUGAGAUAGAAAUAUGUACAGAAAAUGGGUAAUGGUGUGGUAUUUCUUGUUCAUAAAGACGAAUAAGAUAAUCACAGACCAAGCUGAGCAAUCACUUGACUUUUGUUUUUAUAUUAUUCUUGUUUGAGAUGUGUGUACAGUGAAGAGAAAGUAAAGGCAAAGAGAAUAUUUUGUAAGCACUGUAAACAUUAUUGAUUCAGUUGCAAAGCUUGUGGAUCCUGCUGUCUGUGUUAUGGUGAAAUUGACUAUCUAUUCUAAAUAUUGUGAACUACUUUGUAACAUUUACAGUGGACUGCAUACAUCUAUGCUUACUUACUGUACUUGAUAUGUUGUUAGUUGUGAAAUGUCAUGUCUUUCCCUGGUAAAAAGAAAAGAAAAACCGCUUGAAAAAUAAAUAAAGAGCGAAAGCAGCACAAAUGCACACACAGCUUUAUUAUUUAUACCUUGCUGAUGAUCCUUAGGAGCACCUACGGCCUCUUGAAAGCCUUGGCAAGGUUGCUGGAAUUGUACUAGAGGGAUGUUUGUUGACACAGAAUCAAUAACGUCACUGUGUUUCUGCACAGUUUUGGCAGCACAUUGAAACUUCCUGUUUAGCUUCAGCUCAAAAUGCAUUAUUGGGUUGAGAUCGGGAGCACGUGCACACCAGGGGAGUGAACUAAAGUAACACCUUGUUUUGAACACAUUUUGGGUCAACAAUCAACGGUGCAAUAUCCCGCAGGAAGCGCCAAUAAACGUAAACUGUGGCCAUGAGCUCCCUAUCGCAUUCUCUGUUGAAAAGCUCAUUUAGCAUGAGGCUGUUUUUUGUCAGUUUGUCAUAUAUUAAUGUAAAAGUUUCAAAUGUAAGAGCCAUCCAGGAUAAGAUCCAUUUCCAGCACAUUGAUUAUCCCUGUCAAUAGUUAGAAAUGACCAGAUAAAAGCUAACUUUGUCAAUAAAAACAAUCCAACUCUAUAUCUCUGAAGUAAAUCAUGUUUAUACAGGUUAGCUGGCGGGUAUUUCACUGCAUUACACUGUA